Messenger RNA from Ectocarpus sp. CCAP 1310/34, 729 nucleotides. NCBI's taxonomy places the organism in Eukaryota, Phaeophyceae, Ectocarpales, Ectocarpaceae. The record is from the annotation of a GenBank genome assembly.
AUGGAAGUCGGGCAGGUCCUCAGCCGCACCUUUACACUCAAGGACACACAUACGGCUCGGCGUGAGUUGAUUGUGACCGUCGCCGACGCACGCGACGUCCACCCAGAGAAUGUACGACGCGCGUUGGGCAGCGCCGUUCUUUUAGGGUUCCCUGCGCCGUCGUUUACCUUCGGAAGUGAUCUGAUUCUUCCCGCUGAAACAAACGGACAACUUCGGGCGUUGUUGGGCACGAAAACACGCCAAGGGAGGAGAACAGAAUUUGGUCUCCACGACGCUGAACUUGAGGUGGAGGACCUUUACACCUACCUAGCGUCGGUGGCCGACCUCCACAGAGAAUCAACGUCGAUUUACGUCCCGGAGGUGCUCGCGGCCUCGGCGUACCUCCAAAUGCCAGAGGGGGUGCAUUUUGUCAAUAUUCGUGCGUGGAGUCUGGAAAACCUUUUUUCGGCGGUUUCCAUCUGGGACAUCCCCUUGGUGAAGCCUCGUUUUGGCUGCUCCUUCGAUACGGCUCUAAGCCUGAUGGGGUAUCGCAUGGGCGACGUCAUCGCCAAUGCGCUCGAGGCAUUCAAGCUGGGGGCAACGUGUGAGCUCGGGUUUAAAUCGGCUGCGGCCUUAGACUUGAAGUCAAGGUUGACUGGGAAUCCGGGGGGGGAGGCGGACAGUCGUAAGCACGUGGUUGUGGUCAGAGGCUUUGAAGUCGACACGUUUAACAGAGACAUUACGCACUAA